UGCAUUUCAGUUUGCAAUGAAAAGGUUUAGAGUUAAGAUCUUAAAUUAAGAGAGGGUUUCUGAAGAUAAAGAUUUAAUAUUAAGUUGAGAAAAGAAACAGUUUUUUAAUGUGUGGUGUGAUGUUAAAUGUAAUAUUUAUUAAUAAGAAGGUAAGGAUAAUCUUUUAAAGAGAACGAAGUUCACUCAUUCCAAAUGAUAAUAUAAACAAGUCAAUUAUUCUGUUGCAUAAGACACGAUAAAUAAGUGCUUUCAUUAGAUAUAUUUCUCAUUCAAUUUGUGAACGGACUGUGUUUAAUACGUGCUGUGAUCUCUUCUCUGUUAGUGAUAAUUUCAUUAUCUAUAAGAUAAGCGUGCUGGAAUUUAACAAGAAAAAGAAAGUUGGAUACACUUCAAAUAAUAAUAGAUUGCAUUUCUUCUCUCUUUGGCAAUCAUCGUCGUUAAUAAAAUGUUUUUUCUUCCAAUGAAAUAUUUAAUAUUGCACGAUACUCCGCGAUUAAUUCCACGUGUAAAAUAUUUGUCUAAGUAUUUAUAUCAUUCGAAUUUAAAAUUGAACGUUAAAAAAUAUCCAUCGAAAUUAUGCAUCGUUCAAAGUAGACAUCUGUGCAAUAAUCUUGUACUUGACAAACAAUCUUCUUACAUUUCUAAUCCUGGAAAUAAACCAUUGAGAGAUCAAACGAUCGGUAAAUUGUUAGAAGAAGCUGUUGAAAAAUGGCCGAACAACGAAUGCAUCGUUUCUGAUCAUCAAAAUAUUCGAUUAACAUAUUCCGAAGUGCUUCUUCGUGCUGACAAAUUAGCUGCCGGAUUGAAGAAAUUGGGAUUGAAUAAAGGCGACAGAAUUGGGAUAUUUGGGCCGAACGAUAUCGAAUGGUUUAUUACGUUUCUCUCGGCUACUAGAUUGGGACUUAUUACUGUUGCUAUUAAUUCGGCUUAUCAACAAGAUGAAUUAAUUUAUUGUUUGAAUAAAGUUGAAGUUAAAGCUAUCGUCUCGCCAGUAAAAUACAGAAAGAAUAAUUAUACGGAAAUUACUUUGGGUGCUAAAAAAUGUUGUCCAAAUUUAGAACAUGUUAUUAUUUGGUCGGAGGAUCAUGUAACUGGUACUCGCCGUUGGCUAGAUGUAGAAUCCUUAGCAAGCAAAAUCGAGGUUGAAGCUGUCUCUGCAGAACAAGGUAACGUCUCCACUUACGACGCCUGUAAUAUACAGUUUACUUCCGGAACAACUGGAAAACCGAAAGCGGCCUUACUGUCUCAUAGAUCCUUGGUGAAUAAUAUUGAACGGGGAAUGAUUAGAGCGGAGAUAAAAGCUGGUUACAAAAGUUGUUUAAACGUUCCAUUAUUCCACGCAUUUGGAUUACUUUUUGGACAAUUAAAUACCCUAUUAUCAGGUUGUACGUUAAUUUUAGAAUCACGUUCGUUCGAUCCCUUAAAAUCUUUACAAGUUAUGGCCAAAGAAAAAUGUGACAUAACUUAUGGAACUCCAACGAUGUGGAUAAACAUGAUAGACGUUCAACAACAAUUACAUUUGCCUAUAAGACCACAUUUAGGUAUAAUCGGUGGUUCACCAAUAUCCUCUGAAGUCUUUCGACGUAUUAAAGAUGUUCUUGGUAUUAGUAAUAUGAAGACUAUUUACGGACUCACCGAAUUCUCGGGUAUUUCUUUUCAAAGUUUACCCGGAGAAGAUAGACAAUUGACUGAGAAUACAGUUGGAUAUGUAUCAGACAAUAUAGAAGCUAUGGUCGUUGAUAGUAAUGGGAAGCCAGUACCAUUUGGAUCAACUGGUGAACUUUGGACUCGAGGGUAUAGUUCUAUGAUUUGUUAUUAUAAUGAUCUAGAAAAUACCAAGAAGACUUUGACCGAGGAUGGUUGGCUUAAGACUGGGGAUCAAUUUGUUUUACACCCUAACGGAUAUGGUCAGAUUGUUGGAAGAUUGAAAGAAAUGAUUAUUCGCGGUGGAGAAAAUAUUUUUCCUAAGGAGAUUGAAGACUUUUUACUUAGUCAUCCAAGUAUAGCAGAAGUUCACUGCGUAGGAGCUUACGAUGCAAUAUUUGGAGAAGAAAUUUGCGCGUGUAUUCGUUUAUUCGAAGGCAAGGGUUUAAGUAAAGAAGAAAUACAAACAUACUGCAGAGGAAAAAUAGCACAUUUUAAAAUACCAAAGUACAUUGUUUUCUUAGAUAAAUAUCCAAAAACAAUGAGUGGAAAAAUUCAAAAGGGUAAGCUUAAAGAGGAAUUAGAAAGUAAAGGAAUUAUUCCUUCCAUGCCAAAAUGAAAAUAAUAAAAAAGAAAAAGAAAAUAAAAAGAAAGCGUGUAUAUGAGAGUCCGUAAAAUUUUGAAAUAUUUAUUUUUAUAUUAAAUAACGAUAACAUUUUAUCAGAA
Polistes canadensis is the source of this 2370-nucleotide messenger RNA. RefSeq names its product acyl-CoA synthetase family member 2, mitochondrial (gene Acsf2). Gene Ontology annotation, molecular function: medium-chain fatty acid-CoA ligase activity. The record is from RefSeq and is a predicted model, not a curated record. Gene Ontology annotation, biological process: fatty acid metabolic process. Bases 446 to 2263 code for a protein of 605 amino acids. NCBI's taxonomy places the organism in Eukaryota, Metazoa, Arthropoda, Insecta, Hymenoptera, Vespidae. The transcript is spliced from 9 exons.